CCAGGCAGCAUUUAAUUGUAGAGUGCAAAGGCUUGAGUUGGACUAAUGAGCUAAGGACCGCAGCUGACACAGUUCCACUUACUCUCUGAGAAAACAGAAUGCCACAUGGAGUUCUUCACCAGAGGAGCUUCACAAAGCGAAUGGAAUUCAGGUGGUGGGGAAAGAAGGAAUUCUCAAAUCAAGGUACAGCCGACUAUGUGAGAGAAUAUACCAGAGGCAGGGAGCCGUAAGAGGUGGGGAAAGAGAGGAGAGCGGGAGAGGGGAGGGGAGGAGACGGGAAAUACACUGCCAGAGAGACGGAGAGAGGGAGAGACUGGACGCCUGCAGCAGCAAAUGAGACAGAACAACGAGGCGGGAGAGGUAGAAACACAGACAGAGAGGGAGGGAGGUGGAGAGGGGCCCCUUGUAGGAUAGAGGGCUACAGGGUGAGGAAGAAGAAGGAGCAAGAAAAAGUUAGAAGAAGUAGAAGGAAGAGGGUUUGAGGAAAGUACGCACUCAAGGAUUAACAGUUACGGGAGAGAGGACGAAGGGAAACAACAGACAGGAAGGAAGGGGAGGGAGAAGUCUUGGGGAGAGUGUAAAAAAGAGCUGGGGAAAAGUUUACUUGUGGGAAGACGCAGAUGAGGAAAACAGAGCGAGUGAAUGACUGGGCGAGAGAGAUCUUGGAGGGGAGGAAACCCGCUGUUUACUAAGGCGUUUUCGACACAGGUCUUUGGGCUUCUUUGGACAUGUACACAGAAAGCUCACAACCAACGGGACACCAUCGAUUUCUUCAGCACAGCAACACCACCACCCCCUGCUCCUGCCAGUACUGCAUCUACGACAAUGAGCCAUUUGACAAUCACCACGGGUCCGGAUACCUGCCAGCAUCAGCCAGCCGGACAGACCACCCGCCUUUGGCCAGCAGGAGAGACAUCCAGGCUCCAUGGGUUAAAGACGUAGGAGGCAGAGCUCUCCUAGUGGAUAGGGUUGAAAGGAAUGGUCCUCGAAGCCCACAGAGGAAGCCUGUGUUUGCAGGGCUGGGCCCUUACAGCCAGUCAAAUGACUGCAACCAAGUCUACCCCUGGGAACUGAACCCUGCCCAGUGGAACUACCCUCCGGAGCCUGGGGUGAGACACUACUCAUCUGUGAGAGAACAGUGUGGCUGUGUGGUGCACGGCGACACCAGGGCACACCCCUUCCACACCGGGAUACCACACCCACUCCCUCAUCUUCAGGUCAAAGGUCAGGGAUACACACGCAGGAGGACCGUCCGGUACAUAUCUGUGGAUGAGGAGGAGGACUGCGGAUGCAGCUCUGAGAACUAUCAUUUGGAGACCCAUAAUCCACAGUUGUGUCAUUUGCACAUGCAAAAUGGCCACAGUGGACCAAGACCUGUGUUCUUUGAGGGAGGGGAGGAAAGAGAUAACCAUCAGGACUGUUGCAAGCUGAAGGGUGGAUCAGAGAAGGGUUUUAAUGGUUGCGGUGGCUCUUAUAAAGGAUUCUUCCCCACUGAAGUCCCACUACAGCAUUUGAACCAAAGCAGACGGAAGGGGUCCUGUGCCCCUGCCCCCACCAUCACCUGUUUAGAAACCUCCAAAUUGCAAAGCAACAAUGAGCACCAGAACGCGGGUACGGAGGUGAUGAAGCAGAGAAGGAAGCAGGAUUCGGUGAGGGAUCAAAUCCGACAAGUGGUGACAGAUCUGGAGGACGUUCUGGGGGGUUUGAAGCAAGUUCACAUUGAGAUGAAAGAGGUGGUCCAGCAGAUUGACCGUCUUACAGCCAACAUUGAUGUCAGUGAGGAGGUGUCUGUCCAUGCAUCUUUAAACCACCUUCACACCUCAACUCAUUUAGGAGAUCUCAGGGUAGCGCAGCUGCCCAAUCCAAUGUCUGCCUCAGCACAGGCGUCACCGGAAGCUGAGGAAGACCGCAUCAUCCUCAGAACUAACUCUCCCUCUCCUGUCCACAUGGCUUCAGUUGUCAAAACCAGCCACUUCAUCCCACCCAGUCACCACAAAGUCCAACAAAAGCUCGGCGUCAACGGCCACCUGCCUCAUCCUUUUCCCACCCGAGACUCCAACCACACUGACCAAACAUGUCCGGAUCACCACCCACAAGCCCUCAACCCAAAAGUCAUCACCGGGAACAGCACCGCCAAUCCCAGAACUCAAAAGCCCCCGCCUUACCCGCAAAAUGGCCGCUGUGGGAAAGGCCCGAACCCAACACACAAGUCUGUGAAGACCCCGGCCUACCCCGUGAGAGCACGCCAGAGCACCAGCAUGGUGUGAAGGCGGGGGUGCUCUGCUCCAGUACCGUUCGGGCCUGAAACACGAGCCCCAGGCUGCAGUGUGUGGCGGUCAGAGUGGGACCAAGCAGGGGAACAACUUGUGCAGGAGCUGACGCCACUGACACCCGCUGUCAGCCGGUGAGAACUGAGCAUGGCCUGAAGGUGGGGAUAUUUCCAAAGAGAAAACUUCCUCAAGCGUUGACUUGCCACUGUGUGUCACGUGAGCACAAAAGUGAGGAGGACAAGCGAUCUGAAAUUAAGCUGGCCAUGUUUGUCUAAUAAUGAGACCAAUUAGGUGCAGACUGUUACUCAUCAACCACCAACUGAAACAUAAAUGUACAUUUUCAUGAUAAUCUAAUUUAUUAUUUUUCUAUUUUUCAUCAAAAAAUAUCUAUUUUUUGGUAGCUAUAGACUACAUAGAAGCUAAAGUAUUGUUGACUAUAUCGAGGUUUAUGUCACGUUAACAGCUGUAAAGAUAUUUUAAAUAUAGAAUAUAUAAAACUGUUUUUCACUCCUCUACAUGAUUGUUGCAGCAUGUAGUGUGAAAGGACAACAAAGUUGUGAGCAACAGGAAAGUAGCUCAGGCAGAGCAAAGACUGAAUUGCAAUACAUUGAAUUCUCUUGCACUUUCUCACAAAUAUCAAUUCGACAUCCCAGUAAUCUCAUUCUAGAGAUGGUUCACUGAUUGUUGAAUGUCCAAUAUUUGAAUUUGAAAUAAAGCAAUGACACCAGCAUUUUCAUCAGACGUGUAAGUUGUUGAAAUACUUCUUGAGCUGAUCUAGAAAUGGCAGUGUGUGGUCUCUCUUGCCUAUUGUGGCCAGCCAGGCUAGCAUCUGUGUCUGUGUUUGUUUAAAUCUUGUCUGAGAAUUUCA
Messenger RNA from Menidia menidia (Atlantic silverside), 3138 nucleotides. Lineage: Eukaryota; Metazoa; Chordata; Actinopteri; Atheriniformes; Atherinopsidae. The record is from the annotation of a GenBank genome assembly.